AGAAAGAGUUGGAGACAAGGCUGUAUAUUACACAGGACAUUGAGGAAGGACAACUGCUGAGCCAUGCUGAGAGGGGACUGGGCUUGGCACAGGCAAACCUACAGCGCUACACAUGCUGAAGUCCCAGGUGAGGGUGUCAGGGCAGUUAAGGCCCAGCCAUGCACUUUACCUGGCCCAACAGGAACCAAGAUAAACAUAAGUGAGCAGAACACCACAGCAGUGAGAAAGGCUACCUUUAUAGAGAUACAUUAGGUUGUUUUUACAGGCAUGCAGCCAACAGAUCAAAAGAAGUACUAGUCCUCUUUACUCAGCACUUGUUACAUCAUGUCUGGAAAACUACACUGCACUCUGGGGCCCACACUAUGAGAAAGAAGUUGACAAAUUGCAGUGAGCACAGCUGAGGGCAGUCAAGUUGGUGUGGGGGUGGGAGCACAUGCCCUGGUAGGAAAGGCUGAGGGAACUGCAUUCAGUCAGAAGGCUUGAAAGGGAACCCAAGAGUUUUCUUCCAGUACCUGAGAUUAUCCAGAAAAUGCAGCAAUACUCUCUACUGAGGUGCACAGCAAUAGGAUGAGAAAUAACAGACACGUGGACAUUCUGAUUUAAGGGGGAAAAAGAGGUCACCGUGACACCAAUCGAGCAUUGACAUGGUGUCUUGGGUUGAAAAAUGUAACCAAAAAUGUGAAUUCUAUUUUCAUCUGUUGAAACUGAUUGGGAGAUAUUCUUCUUUGUCUCUUGUAACUCUAGGGGGGGAAGAGGGUGGGUGCCUUCUGUUAAUGGGACACCUGAUAACACCAGAUAAGGCAGUGCCUUCUUAUCUCUUCCUCCACCCAUUCUCCUCCGAGGGACAUCACCUGUGAAUGGGCCAUUUAAGGCCUCUCACAUGACUGAUAACAUCACCUCAUUCCAUUGUGAGAUGCUCCACCCAGCGGGAGGAGCCAAAGCCUUUCCACCAGCAUAAAAUCAGCAAUCCCAAACACUAAUUCAACUGGUUUCCCACUGAGUUCUCAGGGGAAGACCAGACCCAUCUUGCUAGCAUUGGACCCUUUGUUCUACAGGAUCAUCUCUACUUCACAGAACAUCUGUUACUCCAGGAAGACUCAUUUGGACUGCUUCCAACACCCUGACAGCAGGGUAUCAGAUCGUAUCUCUGACUCUGUCAGGGUUUUCUAGGACUUCUGUUCUUUUUCUUUGGGUUUUUUUUUGCGUUUAUGUUUGUUUGUUUUGUACUACUGCAUUUGUAUUUUUAAUAUUCCUGGUAAAGAACUGUUAUUCCUUUUCCCAUAUUUUUACCCAGAAGCUCCUAAUUGCAAAAUUGUAAUAAUUUGGUGGGAGGGGGUUUUACAUUCUCCAUUCCAAGGGAAACUUCAGUUUUCCCUGACAGAUACCUGUCUUUCCAAGCCAAGACACAUGGGUGCCCAGAGAGUUGUGCAUUCUCCAUUCUUGGAGGUUUUCAAGUCCCUGCUGAACAAAACCCUAAGCAACUUGAUCAGAAGGCUGAAGAAACAGAAGUUGUGUGCAGAGACCUCUUGAGUCCUCCCGACCUGAAAAAUACUAUUCUAUUUCUAUUUCAUGGCUAUUCAAGUGUUCUGCUAAACACAUGAGGCCACAGGAGAAUGAUGGACUUUGAGCAUGCUGAAAAAGUUGUUGAAGAAUCUGGUUUUGAAUACCAGUGACAAGUACAGAAUUACUCAACUGAAGCAGUCCUUUACUGAACACAGAAUUCUUUAAAAUAGGGGGGUUUUCAUACUUUUCAGAGAUUUUUUUACAUUUUGCCUCUUUGCACACAAACUUCUAAGUCUUUAGCUCUGGUGUUUUGAUGUUCUUUGUACACUGCACUGUUUGCUCAAUAAACACACUCCAGGAUUCGAGUGUGUUGUCACACUCUCACUACCUUCGAACUGCUCCAUCUCUGACUGUUGUUCAGUUUUCUGUAUAUUGAUCCCUCCUUUCAGCGCAGCCCUGCUGAUCUUCCCACAUUCUUCCACUCUGAAGCUGAACGUUACUCUGAAAUGCAUGAUCUAGCUCUACCUCCUAGGUAAACCUCAAAAGCAAUAAUUUACAUGGUUCUAUUGCUACUUUUAAACUUGCCUAGUAAUAAGCACUGAGAGGAGAUCAUAAUAAAGCUGGUAAUGACAAUGCUCAUUUUCCAAAGUUCAUAACUUGAGCACUCUUCAGCAUUGAAAGCUGUCAUUUCUUAGGAGAAAAAUACUUGCAAUUUUCUUUGGAAUAGGAAAGAUGGCUUUUUUGCUGUCAUUCGUUUCCUUGACACCUUCUUCUCCCUUUGGCUAUUACAUUGUAUCAACUGCAUGGAAACAUUGUUCACUGACGCUCAGAUUAUGCGCACUGUCUACAAGCAGUCAACGCUGCUAUCAGUCGGCUCAGUUAGCUGAUAAAUUCAGCACUUGAGGUCAGCUAAUGCCUGCCCAAGGCUGAGAGAACUAUGGCUGGAGACACCUGCCUCUGUUAAGAGCAGAGCGGUCCAGAGGAACACAACAGCUCACGGUGCUCCGUGCUCUGAAGGGGAACUGGCCUGGACCUACGCACUGAGCACCUCCUGGCAAUUGCAGAUCUUCCAUUUCGGCUUCAUCUGGAGUUAUCAAAGCUCCAAGUCUGCUCCAGGGUGCAAACUGAAGUGGAAACCAUACAAUUUGUUUAAAAGGCCAACUCUUUAACCAAAAUGAAAUGCCAGUGAAGGCAUAAUCUGAGAGUCCUUUUGCUCUUACAGGUGCACAACGGUGUUCACUUCAGCAUAUCUUUCAGAGUUGACACUGUCUUGUGACUGACAACCAAUAACACGAAAGGCGCUCCAGGUGGAUUUAUGUGGGGGAAAGUGCAUUUUAGCAGUUUUAAACAUUGUUGGUUUUUUGUUGUUGUUGCUGUUUUUGUCGGGUUUUUUUAGUUUGUUUUGGUUUUUGUCUCCUUUAAACCAGUUCAUUCUUAAAGAUGCUGACCACCCUCUCCUCUCCCCACCACUUUCUGAGCUAUAUUUUAUAAACUCGGCUUCUCAUCCCAGCACAGACCUGCAAGCAGGGCAAUGCACAAGGGACUGCCUGCAGCCGCGCUGGCACCUGAGCUCAUUGGGAAGCACAAGGAAGCGCAAGGAAGCCUCCAGGGAGGGUGCCAAGAGAAUGGUGCCAGGCUCUUCUCCGUGGUGCCCAGCAACAGGACGAGGAGCAAUGCCCACGCUUGAACACGACGGGUUCCACCUCAACGUGAGGAAGAACUUCUUUCCAUGGAGGGUGGCAGGAAACUGGAACAGGCUGCUCAGCGUGGUUGCGGAGCCUUCCUCUCUGGAGACAUUCCAAACCCAGCCGGAUGCGUUCCAGUGCAACCUGCUCUAGGUGGCCCUGGCUUGCCAGGGGGUUGGACCGGAUGAUCUCCAGAGGCCCCUUCCACCCCUAACAAGCUGCGGCCGGGCCAGUGCGCUGCGCUGGGACCGGCGGCGGCCCCGCCCCGCGGCUCGGGGGUCCGGCCGCGUGCUGCGGGCCGGGCGGGGCCGGCCCCGGGGGCGGCGGGAGGGCCCUGAGGGGCCGGGCGGGCCGGCGGGGGAGGCGCGCGGGGCGGGCGCUGUCCCCGCCCGGCGCUCGCGGUGCUGCGGCGGCGCCGCCGCUUCGCUUCCGCGGCGGGGCCGGGCCGCGCCGGGAUUGGCCGCGCGGCCGCCUCGCCCCAGAAUGCAGCGCAUGGCGCGUCAUUGAAGAGAGACCAUGAUGGCGGCGGCGGCCGCGGCGGCGGGGGGCGCCCCCGAGGUGAUCGCCCAGCUGGAGAACGCGGCCAAAGUGCUCAUGGCACCACCUUCCAUGGUCAACAAUGAACAACGCCAACAUGCUGAGCACAUAUUCUUAUCAUUUAGAAAAUCAAAAUCACCAUUUGCUGUUUGCAAACAUAUUUUGGAAACUAGUAAAGUGGACUAUGUCCUUUUUCAAGCUGCUACAGCGAUAAUGGAAGCAGUUGUAAGAGAAUGGAUUCUCUUGGAAAAAGCUAGCAUUGAGUCACUGCGAACAUUCCUUCUAACCUAUGUCUUACAAAGGCCUAACCUUCAAAAGUACGUUCGGGAGCAGAUUUUAUUAGCGGUGGCGGUGAUAGUGAAACGGGGAUCAUUAGACAAAUCGAUCGACUGCAAAAGCAUUUUCCAUGAAGUCAGCCAGCUGAUCAGCAGCGGCAACCCCACUGUGCAAACUUUGGCCUGUUCCAUUCUAACGGCGUUGUUGAGCGAGUUCUCAAGUUCAAGUAAAACCAGCAACAUUGGACUAAGCAUGGAGUUCCAUGGUAACUGUAAACGAAUAUUUCAGGAGGACGAUCUGCGGCAGAUCUUCAUGCUCACAGUAGAGGUACUUCAGGAAUUCAGCAGGCGUGAAAACCUCAAUGCUCAGAUGUCUUCAGUGUUUCAGCGUUAUCUUGCACUAGCCAAUCAGGUCUUGAGCUGGAACUUCCUUCCUCCAAAUUUGGGCAGACAUUAUAUAGCUAUGUUUGAAUCCUCACAAAAUGUGAUGCUAAAGCCAACAGAAUCCUGGCGCGAGACCCUCCUGGACAGCAGAGUUAUGGAGCUUUUCUUUACAGUACAUCGAAAAAUCAGAGAAGAUACAGAUAUGGCCCAAGAUUCAUUACAGUGCCUGGCACAGCUGGCAUCUUUGCACGGGCCAGUCUUUCCUGAUGAAGGUUCACAAGUUGAUUACCUGGCACACUUCAUUGAGGGAUUACUGAAUACUAUCAAUGGAAUUGAAAUAGAAGACUCUGAAGCAGUGGGAAUUUCCAGUAUUAUCAGCAAUCUGAUAACUGUAUUUCCUCGCAAUAUUUUAACGGCCAUUCCAAAUGAACUUUUCUCUUCAUUUGUUAACUGCCUCGCACACCUCACCUGUUCUUUUGGAAGAAGUGCUGCUUUGGAAGAAGUGCUUGACAAAGAUGACAUGGUAUAUAUGGAGGCAUAUGAUAAGUUGCUGGAAUCUUGGCUUACUUUGGUCCAAGAUGACAAACAUUUCCAUAAAGGUUUCUUUACCCAACAUGCUGUUCAAGUCUUUAAUUCCUACAUUCAGUGCCAUCUAGCUGCUCCUGAUGGCACAAGGAAUUUGACUGCCAAUGGUGUGGCCUCUCGGGAAGAAGAAGAAAUAAGUGAGCUGCAGGAGGAUGACAGAGACCAGUUCUGUGACCAGUUGGCCAGCGUAGGCAUGCUGGGGAGAAUUGCUGCAGAACACUGCAUACCUCUUCUCACAAGUUUGUUAGAAGACCGAGUGACAAGGCUCCAUGGACAGUUGCAAAGACAUCAGCAGCAGUUACUUGCCUCACCAGCAUCAGGUUCAAUUGACAAUAAAGUGCUUGAUGACCUGUAUGAGGAUAUUCAUUGGCUUAUUUUAGUCACAGGCUACCUCUUGGCUAAUGAUACUCAGGGAGAGACUCCGCUAAUACCUCCAGAAGUAAUGGAAUAUUCCAUAAAACAUUCAGCUGAGGUUGACAUCAAUACAACACUUCAGAUUCUGGGAUCUCCAGGAGAAAAGGCCUCUUCCAUCCCAGGGUACAACAGAACUGAUUCUGUUAUUAGGUUGUUAUCUGCUAUUCUAAGAGUGUCAGAAGUAGAAUCUAGAGCAAUAAGGGCAAAUCUCACGCACCUCCUGAGCCCCCAGAUGGGCAAAGAUAUUGUAUGGUUCCUCAAGCGCUGGGCAAAGACUUACCUCCUAGUAGAUGAAAAGUUGUAUGAUCAGAUAAGUCUGCCAUUUAGUACAGCAUUUGGUGCUGAUACAGAGGGUUCCCAGUGGAUUGUGGGUUACCUUUUAGAAAAAGUGAUCAGUAACCUGGCAGUGUGGAGUUCAGAGCAGGACCUUGCAAAUGAUACUGUACAACUGCUAGUAACAUUAGUGGAAAGGAGAGAGCGGGCAAACUUAGUUAUUCAGUGUGAAAACUGGUGGAAUUUAGCCAAGCAGUUUGCAAGGCGAAGCCCUCCUCUUCACUAUUUGUCUAGUUCUGUGCAGAGAACACUAAUGAAAGCUUUAGUUCUAGGAGGUUUUGCUCAUAUGGAUACAGAAACAAAGCAACAAUACUGGACAGAGGUUCUUCAGCCGCUUCAGCAGCGAUUCUUGAAUGUGAUAAACCAAGAAAACUUUCAGCAGAUCUGUCAGGAGGAGGAAGUGAAGCAGGAAAUCACUGCUACAUUAGAAGCACUCUGUGGCAUUGCUGAGGCUACCCAAAUUGAUAAUGUAGCGAUUCUCUUCAAUUUCCUCAUGGACUUCCUUAAUAAUUGCAUUGGAUUAAUGGAAGUAUACAAAAACACACCAGAGACUGUUAAUCUCAUAAUUGAAGUAUUUGUUGAAGUUGCACAUAAACAAAUUUGCUAUCUUGGAGAGGCCAAAGCCAUGAACUUGUAUGAGGCCUGCCUAACUCUGCUCCAGGUGUAUUCCAAGAAUAAUCUAGGUCGACAACGGAUAGAUGUUACAGCAGAAGAAGACCAGUACCAGGAUCUCCUUCUUAUUAUGGAGCUUCUCACUAAUCUUCUGUCAAAAGAAUUCAUAGAUUUCAGUGAUACAGAUGAGGUAUUUAGGGGACAUGAGCCUGGGCAAGUUACAAAUAGAUCUGUAUCAGCAGCAGAUGUUGUCUUAUAUGGGGUUAAUCUAGUUCUGCCUCUAAUGUCACAAGAUCUGCUGAAGUUUCCAUCCCUGUGUAAUCAAUAUUACAAAUUAAUCACAUUCAUAUGUGAGAUAUUCCCUGAGAAAAUUCCACAACUUCCAGAGGACCUCUUUAAGAGCCUAAUGUACUCACUGGAGUUAGGGAUGUCAUCAAUGAGCUCAGAGGUUUGCCAGCUCUGUCUAGAGGCUGUAACACCGUUAGCAGAACAGUGUGCAAAAGCACAAGAAACAGAUUCAACCCUUUUUCUAGCAACGAGGCACUUUCUUAAGAUGGUUUUUGAUAUGCUGGUACUUCAGAAGCACAAUACAGAAAUGACAACUGCAGCAGGUGAAGCAUUCUACACAUUAGUGUGUUUGCAUCAGGCUGAAUAUUCAGAGUUAGUUGAAACAUUGCUAUCAACUCAACAAGAUCCAGUAAUUUACCAGCGGUUAGCAGAUGCCUUCAACAAGCUUACUGCAAGCAGCACUCCUCCUACACUGGACCGUAAGCAGAAGAUGGCCUUCUUAAAGAGUUUAGAAGAAUUUAUGGCAAAUGUUGGUGGACUGCUCUGUGUAAAAUAAACAGCAAAACUCUAUGCCUAAUUUAGACCCUUUCUGCAAAAUGCACUGAGAAAUGCUGAAUGCUGACUAAAUCUUGUACCUGUCUCUGGGUUCUUUGCAGCCAUCUCAGAUUCUAGAGAGCCUGGAAGUUUGAACAUAACACCAUGGAAUAGGAGAGGUCAACUUUGAAUCAGCUUCUGCUAUUAUGUGUUAGCUGCAAUCUGUCAUACUUGGGUGUGGAAGAGAAUGAACAGAAAAUCUGAAUUGAAUUUUUUUCCAUUUAUGCGCAAACAGAUAUGGGCACAAUGAAAUAAAUGCAGUGCCUUUCCCCCUGCACUGGUUUAAAAUAUGAGUGGUCAUAUAAACAUACAGAUUUCUUUUCUACACAAAAUCAUGUUAGAGUGUGAUGCAGAUACAUAUAAAGCUCUAAACAGUUUUAGCUGAUUUUAAGCUUUAUUCUUCCUCUCUUCAAGUUUGAGUUUGUGUUCCAAUGGGGAAGAAAAACCAAAUGGUAUUUUAACUUGGUUCUGUUUUUCUACAUCAACCUGACAUUGCAGGUUUAAUGCAAUGCAGGUUUUUACAUUAUGUUCUGCUGCCUAAAGUUCAGAGAAAAAAAAGAUGUAUAUUUUUGUUCCCCUAAAAUGAACUUUAGGAACUGUAGCCAUUUCAUUGCCUUAAUUUAAAAGAAAAAAAAAAGCUCAUAUACUUUAGGUAAGAAAUUUAAGGCAAGAUUUGACUCUUGAGAGUUGGUUUAGGAUGUUGGCACUGAGCUGCUAUGUACCUGUUGCAGCCCUUCAUGUUGAUGUGUUGGUUUGGAAUGAGUGUCUAAUGCAAGGUUCAUGUGUAGUUUUACUUUCAGUACCUGUUUUGAUUCUCACCUGGGUUGCAUGCAACUGCAAUGUAUUUCUUCACUGAACUGUUUGCUUAAGCAAUAACAACCCAAAAGGUGUGAAUUACUGGCAAACUUUGUAAAGUUGGGGCAUUAGCUUAAACAAUUAUGCUAGCACAGGGGCAUCAAACCCUUUUACUCAAGCAUGUCUGCUUGACUUCAGUGGGGAAGGGUAAUUGGGAAGUCAGUGCUGUAGGAGAUUUUUGUUUUUGCUGAAUCCAAUCCCACUUCUGCAGAGCUCUCCCAGCUGCUCUGCUCUUGCUUGGUUUUUUAUAUCAGCGCUUUAGCUUUUAUCAUAGCAGAAGAUAGUGCCCUGAGUAUAUAGAACCAACAAGGGAGAGCAGUACACGAAUAUGAAAGCAAGGCCUGCUUUGACUUCUGUCAUGAGCCAGAGGAAACUGAAGCAAACACAAAUGCUGCAUGUCUAGUAAAAUUAUUUUUGUGGAAAUACACAGAGGCAGAAGUGGGCCCUUCUGUUUAAGAUCUCUGCUAGAUUAUGCUGUUAAAUAUUUCCCAUGUGUUUUUACAAUUUAUAUAAAAAGUCUGGUAUACACCUUUAUAUGACUAUUUAUAGCUUUGUGUUUGCAAUUCUGUGCCAUUCUUCAGCUAUUCAUCUCAAAAUUAGUCACAAUAGCCAGAAUCUCACAACAGGCACAAAUCUCCAAUACUGUGCUGUAAGUGAUCUAUGGCUUUUUUUUCUUUUUUUUUUAAGUUAAAUCUGUAAGUGUCUCAAGCAUGGAUCCACAAGGCCAAAAAUGCCAUCUCUUUAUUAUACAUUUCUCUUUUAAUUGAUGUGAAAACUGGGCAAGGGCAUAUUUACACAUUACAAAGUGACCGUAAAACUUCUUAGAUAAUAGUGUACCUUCCCAGAUAGUAUUUUAUUUCUCAGAUAACUUCCAUAGUAUUUUAGAACAGGGGUAUUGCUCUCCAUUUUUUCUUGAAACUCUAGUGCUUUUCUUUAAUGACUGUGCACUUGCACAAAAUACAGUGAUCCUGGCAGAUCGUUCUGUUUCAAACUGUUGUGAUGGCUGAGUUCUUAUUUCUAAACUGGGGGUUGCUGUUUUUGAAACUGCUUCUGGAGUUUUUCUGAGUUUGUACAUUGGAUGGGGCCGAAGUUCUGAAAUCUAAUUUUUUUCAGAUGAGGGGCAUUGAAGCCUGGGAACAUCAGCAGCAGUAGGUGCUGCUGGUUAGUUAUGACGUGCUCGAUGUCGGAUGUCUAGACUGAAGUCUUCAAAGAGAUCAUAGCAAAUAUGCCACGUUUUGGGUGUGACUGAGUAACUGAUACACUCAGUCAUCCUUUCUUCUGUAAUUAGCUCUGUCACUAUUGUUUCAUUAAUCCUAAAGCUGGCUCACUAUUUAAAAAUAUUUAUUAACUUCAAAGUUUUGGAAUCCUCUCGCAUAUUGUGAUGAAUGGGAGUUUGAGUUUGUAUUCUGGGCAAAGUAAUGUGCAUAUCCAUUAUUUUUCUUGUUGGGCCCCCUUGUGUUGUAACAAGCAGAGACACACAGCAUUCUUGAGUAUCAAGACUUUAGCUAAAGUAUGAACACCCACUUUCAAGGACUAGUUUUAAAGGUGGUUUAAAAAUUUCUUUUGUUCUUAAUUUAAAAAUAAUAUUAUAUGUUAAAGGAAAACUGUCCUAGUAAGGGUUUAGGGGUUUUUGUAAUUUCCUGCUUGAUGUUACACUUUCCUCUUUUUAAUUUUUUUGAUUUUCUUCUCAUCCUCAUAUAUUCAAUAGAGAUCUUUCCAUGCUAUUUUAUGUUUCUUUUAGAGCAAUGCUAAGAUGUCUCUGCUUAGUGACAUCCAUGAAAUGGUUGUAAAGGCUUCUGGAAAUAAGUCCUGUUCAUUCAUACUCCUGCUGGCUUGGUGACUGCUUCUACCUGAGCUAUUUGACUUCAGUAUCUCUGCCAAAAAAAAUAGAAAAAAAGAAUCUUCUGUGAUCUUCUACACAUCCAGUUGCUGUAAAUCAGGAUGUGAAAGCACACUGAGGUCCACAGGAAAGACUCAGGCUGUUUGUAGUGAACACUGAGAGCUGACUCCACAUAAGUGUUCUGAAAGAUUUAUAGCAUCAUUGCAUUGAUUUUCCAUUCACGGUGGAAAGGGAAUAAUGGUUCUAAAAAUGCGCCUGCUUUUUGAAGGAAGAAAAAAGGCAAUUCAAACCAAGUUAUAAAUGCUGCAUGAUAUAAUUGCAACAAAUAUAUUUGUGUAGAGUUUUCUUACUGAAACAGAUUAUUGGACUAAUGUUUUCAUUCUGAGACUAGCUUCUUUUCCAUUUUGCCAGCUCCUCCCCCAUUGUAAUAGUUAGUUCUAAUGUUGGCAUAAUAAUUUUGUUCAACUUAUAGUUUUCAAUGCUGACAAGCAAGACCAUUGAGUUCAAUCAUAAAAUUCAAAACCUUGUUGAAAGCACAGAUAUGUAGGGACAGGGAGAAGUGGACUCGAUGCAUGAAACUCCCACUUUCAUGUGCAUUUAUGCCUUAAUUAGCUUCACUGAGUUACCCACCAGAAUCUGCUACAUUUUGCCCAGAGGUUUGUGUUUCGCUGUUUAAGGGUAAAGGGCUUACCUUUUUUCUCAGGAAUGAGGAACUUGUUUUCUCAGCAUGUCCAAAUCCUACUAGUUGAAAGAGAGGGGUUUGAAUAGGAGUCAUCGCUUUCAUAGUGAGUGGAACUCAUUGAAGCCCUCGUGUUUACCUGGGCAAAUCCCUUUAUAUCUAAGCCAUGUAGUUCUAGAAAAUAAGUUUGCUCAGAGCAGUCAGUUGUCCAUUUAAAAUCUAUUUCUUUAAAAGGGAAAGAGAAUUCUAAUUUGGGAUCAGUAAAACUAUUAAAAAAUACAAAUUUCUGGCAUUUUGCUUUUAAAACACUUCAAGUAAUUUCAGGUUUGGUUAAGUAAUUACAUAAGAAGGGGUGGGGGUUUUUUUAAUGGAAGUAGCUUGAUGAAUAUAAGCGCAGGAGUAGGAGCCAGGCUCCUCUAAUGUUGUCAUUUUUUUUCCACAGGAUCCUCUGUGGCCAUUGGCAAGUCACUAGAACUGUAUUGUUGUUAAAAUAGCAUUAACAUCUACCUACCUCACAGGGAUGUUGUGAGGAUUAGCUUAUGCCUAUAAAAUGCAUUGAGGAUCUGAGAUGCUAUGUAAAUAUUAUAUACUUUUAGUUUUACGAGGUGUAAGAUUUACUGUAAUGAAAACAGAAGAUUUUCAUAAUUGUAAAGCCCAGUAGAGGCAGCAGUGGUGCAGUCUUCCCAGGACUGAUCUACUGCAGUACAGUAAUGCUUGCUGUAAAUUGUCAUUAUUUCAAUUACAGCCGAUUGAAAUGGCGGCUUCUUCGUAAAUAAGGUGAGAUUCCCCACCAGUGUGCCUCAGUUCUGAUCUACAAAGGGAGAGAACAGUUAUUGGUUAUUCAGGCUUUGGUGCCUCUGCUUGUGACAAGUGCUGCUUGUGGUGGUAGGGUUUUUUGUUUGGUUUACUUUUGGUUUUUUACAUUUUUCUGCAAGGAACAAACACCACUCAUUUCUCCCAUGUCUGUUCCAGUCACUUAGUAUAACCAAAGCCUAAUGAUAACAAUUAAAAUUCAAAGAGCCAGCCCUGCUUCCCUGCCCCUUGUAAAUUUGCAUUUGAGUAGAUUGUGCUCUGUUUUCAGUAAAUUUGAUUAAUGUUUUCUAGCACUGAUCAUGAAGCAAAUAAUGAAGUGUGUUUUGCUCUAGAGCCUCAAACUCUCAGCUGUAAUGUUUUCAGUAUGAGAUUUCCUGGGGCCCUAGAAACUGAGGAGUAAGAUACCCUUGGCUUUACCUUCUUUUCAGUGAGUUAAAAUUUAUUCUGCUUUUCCUUUCUUCCCAUUCCCUACCCUGCUUUUCCUGUCCUUUUAAGCUGUUCUUAAGCGGAAUUGGAAGGCCCUUCCAACCUCAAGGGGAAGAUAUUACUACCCAUGUAAUUUUCCAAUCUGUUACAGCUUGAUACUUGAAAUUGAUAAGAACCUCUCUAACAGCAUUCACCACACGUUUCAAUCUCCCAUAAAACCAUUCUGGAGUUUUCAAUUAGGGAAGAAACCCCACAACUAUAUUAUUUGUUCUCUCUGUGCAAAAUAAGAAACCUCCAUGCAGUGAACAUGCAGUGUUAAGGCAAUAAAUGCUACUACUGCUGUUGGUCAAGUGUGUAAAUAUUUUAAAUGUGUAAUUCAAUACUGUGUUGCGUUUAUAUAUUAAAAACACAGGAAUUGAAGUGCUGGUUGAUUUCAAGUAUUGUUUUAUCUGUACAGUUGAAGAUACGAAGUUGCAUAAAAGUAUUUCACAGUUUAUUGCAAUAAGACUUGGGAAAUGGCUGUAUAAUCAAGCCUUAUCAUGACUGAAUUUUCAAUUUUGAAAUGAUCACUUUGUAUAUUUUUAAGGUCCAUAAGCAGGAAGAGGAUAAAAUUGUUUUCCACUAAAGAUUUUUUUUAUUUUGUUUUGGCCAUGUGUGAUUUGUGUGUAUUCUUGUUUAAUAUUUUUCUAAAAUCUCACCUGUGUUGAAUCCCUGAAAAAGCAUUUGUUACACUUCCUUACAGUGGAAACAUAAAUCGCAACAUUAUGAAACCUUAGGCUACACCUUUUGCUCUUUGGCUACAGUGAAUGCACAGUAAUUAGAUUAAAAGCUGGUGGAGUAACUUUAGUUUACAUCAGCACUUAAGGCAUGAGUUUGUCCAUCAACAGAAAAAAGUGUGAUUAGAGGUGCAACAGCAGUAUCUCACACUGGACUGUAAUUACCAGAAAUUACUGUAAAUAUAGAAUCAGAUUAAUCUUUUCCCCCAUCUCCCUAGGGAAGUUUUAACAGUCACUUUUCAGGUCACUAUUACUGGCAGCGUUUGUCUACUCAAAAGGAAUACUGAUUUCUGGGUCUUUGUGUGUGUGUGUAUGUGUGCAUAUUUAAUCUAAACAGUUUUUAUGAUGGUAUCUGGCACAGAAAUGUUCUCCAAGCUCAUACUCUGUUCCUAUGUAGGGAACAUCUAACAGCAUGUUACUUCAUGGCUAUCAGAAAAGUUCAAUUACAGGCAGCAGUUCCUAAUGUGCUAUAAUACAAUUACAUUUAGAUAAACUACAGCUAUUUUCCAUUGUUCCCCUCUUACUUCCAUGCACCCACAUCAUGUAGAAAAGAAAAAAAAAAGCUUCACAAAUCCUGAAAGUAAAACUACGCAACAGCUAUGGUGGUGACAGCUUGCUACAUAUCUUGGCUGUAUGUAUCACUAGAAUUUUACUGGUUUCAAAAGUAAAAUUAUGCAGUUAUAUAUUUAUAUUAGCAUGGUUUAGUUCAGUGAAUAUUCUGGGGAAGGACAGAAACAUUUAAGGUAAUUUUGAGGAAAUUCCCAAAAGCAAUUGGUAAGACUAACAGCAGGGUAUCCAAGAGCCUUUCAUGUAGAAAAUGGAACUAUUCUGCUUUACCUUAAAUAUGAGUUCUGGAAUAAACUUGAACUAUUUGGGUACAAAGCCUUUAUUCACACUUGUUUGUCCAAGUAUACACAAACCCCAUCAAUUUUGCCUUUUUGAACUUAUAUUUGCUUCAGUUGCGAGUGGCGGAGUUGGUGGUGGAUUUUUUCCUUCUUACAAGCAGAAAAGUAGGAAAGUGCAACCCUCUCUAAGUGGAAUUUGUCUGGACAGCCAACCAGGAGCAGGUUGUACAUGAACUGGAAGAGGGGAGGAGGAGAAGAAAGUGAUAACUUUGCAAUCUUAUCCAGAAAAAGAAAAAUAGAUCAAUCUACAAGAUACAGGUGUUAUUCCAUAAUGUUUGACCCAGGACAUCUUGAAAGGGAUUGGUGAAGGCCUGCCAUUUUAUCAACAAGUUUGUUGGGGGAAAGAGGGAGUACGGUGUUGGGAUUCUGAAAUGAAAUGUGAUACUAUCAGUGUAAGUUUUGCUAACUAAAUAAUAAAUUCCUCUUUAUAUUGGAAAACAUUCCAGACAAAUCUAUAUAUCCAAAGAGAACAAAGAAGCUACCCACUGUGAUGAAUACAUAAUUCAUUACUAGUUUUUCUGCUGUCUAUAUUUGAAUAUAGCAGUUUUCACAGCUGUUUUCACUUUAAUCUUAGAUGGUAUCAGAUUUGAUUUUCCUGACAUGCUGUUGCCUUUGCAAGUUAGAGUAGAGCAAAGCUGUGGGUGUGAUGUACUUCCUUUUUUCUUCCUCUCUCUGUCUGGCCUACUGUUAAUGGUUGUAAAGACAAAUAUGUUUGAUUUGCUUUAACUUAUUGUUUUGGAUGCUGCAGCUUGGGUUUGUGGCAUAUUCAAACUGCUUCCUGUCUCUGUGUUUGGUGUUCCCUGAAUGAAAGUCAUCACUAGACUCCAACACAAGUAUUGAUUUGAAAGCCUCACUGGUAACUUGGUUUAAUAAGCUGUCAGGACAUUUGCUUUAGUUUUGGAACUGCACCAAUACUACUAAUGGUCUUUUGUUCAUUGAAAUGAUUGUUGCAACUGACAAAAAACCCCCAAAGCCAAAAGCCCACCACCACACUGUGGAAUCUCUAGGAAGAUCACUGAUGUCCUCACACAAGAUCAACACUACUUUGGGGAAGGCUUAUAUUCUUCUGCCACUUUUAAGGAAAGACUGUUCUUCUGAAGUACUUUUUGCCUGCUUUUAGGCUGUUAUGCACUUUCAUGAUUUCUUAACAAACUACUGUUAAAAUGUACUGUAACAUGGAUUUUGAUAAGCGCACAUGUAUUUAAACAAUUCAUUCAGCCUCAGGAAAGCUGGAAAAAUUGGAUACCUGUUUUGUAUCUUGGUUAAAAUGUUUGUUACCUGCAUCCCUUAAGAUGGCCAGAUAAUGUCUAGAGCCCGCAAGUGUAACUAUUUAAGAUACCAGUAUAGUCUGUAAAAGGAGGACAGUGUAAUUUUGCUUUUGGGAAAAGAAAAGGGUGUCCUUCUCUUAUUUUUCUUAGAAGUAUAUAUAUAUAGUCUGAAUUGGAGUUUCAAAAUCAGGAAGCAGUAAUAAACCCCAUUUACUGUUCAGGAAAAGAAAUGUUUUCUUUCGUAACACUCACUAUCUGAUUUCUAUUUUUUCCUUCUCCUUAAAGAGCAUGUGUGAAAUAAGUGGAGAAGUAUGUGUAGGAAAAACUGUAAAAUCUGCUGCUGUACAUGUUUGCUACUUGACUGCAUUUUCUGUUCCACUUUAAUUUUACUGGUUUUGCUAAAUAUAUUUUAUAUAUUUUCCUUC
This is a messenger RNA of Prinia subflava (tawny-flanked prinia), 15197 nucleotides long. RefSeq names its product exportin 4 (gene XPO4). Gene Ontology annotation, molecular function: nuclear export signal receptor activity. The record is from RefSeq and is a predicted model, not a curated record. Lineage: Eukaryota; Metazoa; Chordata; Aves; Passeriformes; Cisticolidae. Gene Ontology annotation, biological process: protein export from nucleus. Bases 3705 to 7172 code for a protein of 1155 amino acids. Gene Ontology annotation, cellular component: cytoplasm; nuclear pore. The transcript is spliced from 23 exons.